AUGGCCAACCCCUUGCGCAAGGCGGCGUUGAUCGGUUGCAAUCGGCUGCUGCUGGUGAAUCCUCCGGCGGCGGCGGCGGUGCUGAAACAGAAGCAGCAGCAGCAGCAGCAGCAUAAAGCAAUUACGAGCACCAAUCACCAAAUUAGGGUUCCUUUCAGCACUCGAGCUGUGUUUAACGAGUGGUGUAAAGGGCAUGGGAAAAAAUACAGCACCGAAAAAAUCGAAAAAUUGGCAUUCAAAAAUUUCGAAGACAACUACAAAAUUGUUUCCGAAAACCGCAACGGCUCCUUACUCGGCCUCCCUCAUAUCAUGGAUCGAUCUCCCGAUUACGUCACCGCCCGGCCAAAUACGUUUACCGCGCCUAAAUUGAACAAUGCAGAUGAAGCGGGACCGGUGAUCGAAUGCCGUUCGGUAAAAGAGUGGAAUAAGCAUUUCAAAAAGGGUACCAAGUCCAAGAAGCUGGUAGUGGUAGAUUUCUCGAACGAGUCAAUAUCAAGCCGUGCUAUUGAUCCCGAGAUUGCCAAGAAGAAGGGGGGUCGUGUUAUAUUCCUCAAGGUGGAUCUUUUGAAGCUUCGGAGUGUUGCUAAGGAAUUUAAUGUGGAGUGCGAUAAGCCUACCUUUUUGUUCCUGAAAGAUGGUGUGGAGAUGGGCAGGCUUUCCUCCGCGUGCUGACGACGUAGAUAUACAAUUGGCCGGUAUUGUAAUGCGAGAUUAUUCGUAAAACGAAGAAUGUGCAUAACUUGUUUUAUUUAACUGAAAAACUAUUUGCAGCGA
This is a messenger RNA of Erythranthe guttata (spotted monkey flower), 774 nucleotides long. RefSeq lists its product as uncharacterized. The record is from RefSeq and is a predicted model, not a curated record. Lineage: Eukaryota; Viridiplantae; Streptophyta; Magnoliopsida; Lamiales; Phrymaceae.